Molecule: messenger RNA, 4282 nt
Organism: Diprion similis
Lineage: Eukaryota; Metazoa; Arthropoda; Insecta; Hymenoptera; Diprionidae
Gene: spir
Product: protein spire
Exons: 14
Coding region: 35-3643 (1202 amino acids)
Biological process (GO): actin nucleation; establishment of meiotic spindle localization; intracellular transport
Cellular component (GO): cytoplasmic vesicle membrane; cell cortex
Molecular function (GO): actin binding
Source: RefSeq, a predicted model, not a curated record
UCGGAUCGCGUCGUACCGUUUCUGUCACCGUGUGAUGGCACUUGAUGUAACGGCCAUAGCGGAGUACAACGACAACGACAACGGAAAAAGCAAAGAGGCGUUUGUUGAGACGGCGACUGGAGAUAAUAGCGAAACUUCGUCAGCGUCCGUCGGUGCCGUCAGCAGUUGUCGGGCUACGCGGAAUACCGCCGCUGAUAAGGUUUACAGUGCUAAACGAGGAGUACGGUGGUGUACGGUGCGAAGUGCUGGUGCUAGUUUCAGUGACGAUAACAACAACGAGCAGAACAAUAAUGAUGAGAACGAGAAUGACAAUGAUGAUAACAACAACGUUGACGAUAACGCGAGGAGGGGAGUGAACGACGGUGAUCGUUCAACGUUCGACGCUCGCGGUGAGUUUGAAUCGGAGUUCGAUAAAGGCGAACAAUUAUCGUUCAAAGCGUUGGGCCGUAGCCAUUCGGCCUCCGGAGAUAAGAACAAUUACAACAACAAUAAUCGCGGAGCGGAUCGGGUUCACGUGAAUGAGUGCGGUGGUUGCGCGGGGGAGGAAAUCAAUGGUAGCAUCGAGAGCGGCAGCAGCAGCAUCGGCUCGUUGGGCCGGACCGCAACAACCGGCGAAUUAGGCAUGAUCGCCGAGUCCCCCGUUUCUAACUCGGGCGAUAACGGCGGCAAGAAUGCAAACUGGAGAAAGAGCGAACGACUCGCGGAAAUCGAGAUGACCGCCGCAGCGGGCGGCGACGAGGAGGAGUCGACCCUCGCCCGCAUCGUCUCCUGGAACGAGCGCGACCACCGAGCAACCAGGUCCUGCGAAAACACCCCGGUCACAGCCGGCUGCUGUCCGACGAUCGUCCGCAGCUGUAAAAAGCUGCACCAGCCACCUAGGCCUCGGUGUAGGCUCAACGCCGACAAUUGUCUCAGCCUCCGCGACAUCCUCCUAUCCUUUAACGGCCCGAUCAGCGAGGAGCAGGCUUGGGCUCUCUGCUAUCAGUGCGCCAGGUGCUUCAAGAACGCGAUUUUUUCCCACCCUCAUCCCUCGCCGAGGAACGACGACCGGCUCUACCACGUCACCGAACUCUCCCACGUCCUCCUCCACAGGGACGGCGACGUGCAUCAAUCUACCAUACGCAAACCACCGAACAAUGCCGAUCCAGAUUCGAGGGAACCGUUCACAUCGGAACACAAGCUGGUGUUCUCGCUGGGUAUGAUAGUUUUCGCCGCUCUAGACUUUGGUCUGGACGAGGAGGAGGAAAGACGCGUAGCUCCAGAUCUUGAAGCCCUAAUAACGCUGAUGACACAACCCGAGGAUGAAUCCGAGGCGGAGGACCGGCUCCAGGAAACCGACGACGAGGGUAUCGAACGGGAUUCAGGGGAGAGCGAGGACGACCCGAUUCAUCAGACUCCCGAUGCUCACGGAGCUCAUCCUGCUGGCUACAUCCGGAGGGCUUGUACACCACGCACCCCUGCACCAUGCUCCGUCAACACCGUGAUACAGCUAUGCACGAGGCAUUUGCAGGGGACGUCGGAACAGGCGGAUACUCAUUACAAGGCCGUCGUCCGGGCUCUCGUCGCCGAGGCUCUGGAGUUGUCUCAUUUUCUGGAAAAAGUCGCCGCCGACAAACAGGGGAAUAAUUCUACGUCGACCACAACCGGCGACACCACGGAGCGGAAUCUCGACACCCUCGACUUCAACGACUGGACUAACGUCAGGAUAUGGCGGGCGCUGCAAGCCAGAUUCUGGGUCCAAGUGAUUGGAGAACUGAGGCGCGGUGUCAAGUUAAAGAAAGUCGAAGGGUCGAUCGGCCCAGGAGGCGAGGGAGGAACCGGAAGUGGACAUCCCGGUGGAAAGCGUACUCGCGUCACCGGUCGAGGUAUCGAGUUCGAAUUGACACCUUACGAGAUUUUGAUGGACGAUAUCAGGGCGCGCCGGUAUCGACUGCGGACGACACCAUCACCGUCGCCGGCUCACCUCAGGAAAGACGCCCACGCCGUCAUUCUCGAUUUCAUUAGGAGCAGACCACCCCUUAAAAAGGCGUCCGAGCGGAAGCUGCCGCCGUUGAAGCGACAAUCGACGCCGCAUGAACUGCUGAUGGAGAGUAUAAAACGACCCCCUAAACCACUUCGGCCAUCCUGCAGCCCGAAAAAGCUGGGGAAAGACGACGCGGCGGAACGAAAGACGCCAACGCGGGAUUCCUUACUUUCAGGUGCUGGAACCCGUGACGAAGCCGAGACCACGAACGCUGGACUCGUUACAACACCGAAAAGUUCGAGGCGUGCAUCGAACGAUCUAUCUCGCCCGCCUCACCAUCCACCGCGCCGUUUGAUCAUACCCGACGACGUCAAGCUCGACGGUGAGGAUGACGACGACGACGACUGCUGGGGCGAUGGAAAUGAGAUCGAGGACGACAACGAUGAAGCCGACGUUGAAAGGGAGAUAGAGAGGGCCGGUGAGUCGGCGAAUCCAUGGCGACGGACAGGUGGGCUCAGACUUACAAGAAACGAGUAUCAUCGUUUCUGCGACACGCAACUAGAGUCUUAUGACCUAGCGACCCAGUGCCCGACAAGGAGGGUCUCCACUCGCCGGCACACGGUCACCAGCGUGAUUGGCACCGGACUAGGAACGCUGUCGCUUCCCCACUCGAGGCCACAGAGUCGACAGUACGAGUCUCGGAAUCUCAGGGAUACGACUCUUCCCCGUGCGCCAAGAUCGAAAGACCGAGAUCGCUUCAUCGAGCCGGAGUUGCCCUCCAGUGUAAGCAGCUCGCAGGACGAACUGGGACAAGAGGUAUCGAUGCUGAAAUCGUCAAGCAAAGGGGGAGGAAACUCGUCACUCGGCAAUAUGUUCCUCGACGAACGUCUCUCGCUUACUCUCGAGGAGAUUGUUCAUAUACGCAGCGUUCUGACCAAGGCGGAACUCGAAUCGCUUCCGGUUGAGGGGCGGGUCAAAGAGGACGUGGAGAAGAGGCGCGUUUGUUUCUUAUGCUUGAAAACGAGGUUCGGCAUCCUCGGUCCGUGGGGCCAGCGCUGUCGGCUGUGCGAAAGGACCGUUUGCGGAAAAUGUUACAUCAAGAUGCGGAUACCAACGGAACAUUUCGCCCACGUGCCGGUAGUCCUUCUGUCACCGAGUCUGAUGUUGUCACCGGCCUCCGAAGUCGAUGGAAAGGAAUACUCAUCGCCGAGCCAUGGCGCUGUUCGAAAUCUCUGGCCCAGGCCGGCGGGUGGCGUUGGGUCCGCACCAGCAUCUCCGGCCACGAAACGCCGUGACCCGACCUUGAGAAACACUCCGACACCGACCCCAACUCCAUCCUCUGUGAACGUCUCGCAUCACGAGGAUGACGGGACGGCCUGCAACAGCCUGCCGCCGGGCAACAGCAGCCCUGCCGCAUCUUCCCAAAAAAUGGACAAAAGUCGAAGAUUUUACUGUAGCAGCGCGAACAGCAGCCCGGCUCGGACCUCCACAUCGACGGCGCGUUAUGGAGCUGGUGAUUUACGGGUCGCCGAGCAGCUACGAGGUGUAGCGAUGGUCGUUUGUCAAGACUGUCGGAUCCUGGUUCUUCAAAUAAUACAAAGCUCCCGUACCACGCGAGCGACGAUACGUAACAACGUGAUCUCACGGCUGACAUUGAAUUUGUCUCCCAUUUACGUUUAGCGCCGUACUGUGACCUGAGGAGUUGUUCGACGGCAGGUUUUUUUUUUAAAUAAUUGAAGACCCUAGUAGGAUAAGCAUGGCUGCUUUAACUUGAAUUGGUUUCAUAUUUUUACAGUACCCUUCACCGGUACAGAAAAAUUCACCUUCCAAAUAAUCUUUUUCUGAAAUUUACUGAAAAGAAAAUCGCCAAAUUUUUUUUUAUCAAUAUUGAAAUUUGCAGGACAUUAGAAUUAUAAUAGUAGUAACGUGUACUGUCUUGAUAUUUAAUAAAUGCGUGUUAAACCAGUACACCCAUGCUUAUCCUGCUAUGUCAUUUUAAUAGCGAAUUACAUUUUUACUUUAAUUACAUUUAAAAAGCAAUUAUCAACUGCAAUUGCAUUAAUAAUUAUUUUUUCUUUUGAUUCACGAAUUACAAUUCGGACAUGAUUUGUGUUAUCGGAUAUAAUUUUAUGGUAAAAUUUUCAAUUCGCUUGAUUUGUUUCAAAUUACAUACUAUCUAUCGAAAGAAUCAUUACUGAUUUUUUCGAAAUUUUUAUCUCAAUUUGUUUUACAGUUAUGAAUUUUUUUUCAAAUUUCCGUCUUCAACUAUCCAAAUGAAUGUAACUCAAAAUCGAAUGAUGAAACGGACUAAGAAUUUCG